Perca fluviatilis (European perch) is the source of this 952-nucleotide messenger RNA. RefSeq names its product olfactory receptor 6N1-like. Gene Ontology annotation, biological process: G protein-coupled receptor signaling pathway. Gene Ontology annotation, molecular function: olfactory receptor activity; G protein-coupled receptor activity. The record is from RefSeq and is a predicted model, not a curated record. Lineage: Eukaryota; Metazoa; Chordata; Actinopteri; Perciformes; Percidae. The transcript has a single exon. Gene Ontology annotation, cellular component: membrane. Bases 2 to 952 code for a protein of 316 amino acids.
CAUGAACAGCAACAACAGCCUGAAUCCUUUGUAUUUUCAGUUCACUCUGUUUGCAGACUUUGGGCCCCUCAGAUAUCUGUUCUUCAGUCUGUGUCUGUUGCUCUACAUGACUGUUGUCUCUGCUAACAUUGUCAUUAUUCUGACAGUCUGUCUGGAGAAGUCUCUGCAUCAGCCCAUGUAUAUUUUUAUCUGCUGUCUGUCUUUUAACUCUCUGUACGGCUCAGCCGCGUUCUUCCCCAGGUUUCUGAUGGACAUUCUGUCUGACACUCAUUUGAUCUCACGUCAAUUAUGUUUCAUUCAGAUAUAUGUUAUUUACACCUAUGCAUCAUGUGAACUGACUCUCCUCGGCAUCAUGGCCUACGAUAGAUUUGUUGCUAUUUGCCAGCCUUUACACUAUCACAGUAAAAUGACUUUUAAGAUGGUAACACAUCUUGUGAUUUUUGCCAUGCUCUACCCUGCAUUUGCUAUGGGUUUCAUGUGGUAUCUUACUGACCGAUUACCGCUGUGUGGCAAUAAACUGAAUAGGCUUUUCUGUUCCAACUGGCCUGUGGUUCUGCUCUCCUGUGUGGACACAACUCUGAACAACAUAGCAGGUCAGUUUCUCACGAUGACAACCAUCUUCAUCCCCCUGUUCUUUGUCCUGUACACCUAUCUACGUAUUCUGCUUGUUUGCAGGAGAAGCUCGUCUGAAUUCAGAGGAAAGGCGUUACAGACCUGCCUGCCUCACAUCGUGACAUUCAUGACCUAUUCUUUCUCUCUCUUCUGUGAGCUGUCAUUGACUCGAUUUGAGGCUGAUAAAAUGAAUCCUAUAAUCACAGUUGUUUUAUCAUUAGAGUAUUUGAUGAUCCCUCCCAUUAAUAACCCUCUAGUUUAUGGCCUGAGUCUGCCUCAAAUCAAAGGAGUGAUUUUUAGUUUUUUUAAGAAGAUUCCUGCUGCAAAAUGUAAAACUUAA